Echinococcus granulosus is the source of this 510-nucleotide messenger RNA. RefSeq names its product Calcineurin subunit B type. NCBI's taxonomy places the organism in Eukaryota, Metazoa, Platyhelminthes, Cestoda, Cyclophyllidea, Taeniidae. The coding region runs from base 1 to 510 and encodes 169 amino acids. The record is from RefSeq and is a predicted model, not a curated record. The transcript is spliced from 2 exons. Gene Ontology annotation, molecular function: calcium-dependent protein serine/threonine phosphatase regulator activity; calcium ion binding.
AUGGGUAAUGAGGCGUCGCUUCCAGAGCUGUGUUCCACAUUUGAUGUUGAGGAAAUUAAACGACUAGGCAAGCGCUUUAAAAAGCUUGAUCUUGAUGGAUCUGGUUCGCUCAGUGUCGAGGAAUUUAUGAGUCUCCCGGAACUUCAACAGAAUCCACUAGUUGCACGUGUUAUUGAAAUUUUUGAUACGGAUGGGAAUGGCGAGGUAGAUUUCAAGGAGUUCAUUGAGGGGAUGUCUCAAUUCAGUGUUAAAGGGAACAAAGAGGCCAAGCUUAACUUUGCGUUCAAAAUAUAUGACGUCGACAAAGAUGGCUAUAUAAGCAAUGGGGAGCUUUUCCAGGUUCUAAAGAUGAUGGUUGGCAAUAACUUGAAGGAUGCCCAACUCCAACAGAUUGUGGAUAAAACAAUCAUGUUUGCUGAUCAAGAUGGGGACGGUCGUAUCUCAUUUGAAGAGUUUUGUCAGGUCGUAAGCGGUCUGGACGUGCACAAAAAGAUGGUAGUCGACGUUUAA